Molecule: messenger RNA, 5054 nt
Organism: Xyrichtys novacula (pearly razorfish)
Lineage: Eukaryota; Metazoa; Chordata; Actinopteri; Labriformes; Labridae
Source: the annotation of a GenBank genome assembly
GACAGGCGUCAAAAAUACCACCCAGUGAGCGCGGAUCAGAAGCUUCCCUCGCGGCCACAGUCGGCUCUUGUUCACCAUCCUGCGCGCAAAUUUCCUCUCAGAAAUCCCUCUUUCCUCCAGCUAUAGAGUCCCAGAUCACCAGGAUGACUGCGGGGUAAAGCGUCUUUUUCUGUCCUCAUGAUUCAAAGUAACCGACGCCGGCGGACUGAUUCGACUCUUCAUGUCUGAGAGGAUAGUGGUCAGUCACCCUCUCGUCAAGACGCACCGGUAUAAGCCUACUGUGAGACCACAAUGGGGGAGAAGAUGUGGAUAUUUCCCUCUGCUUACAAUUCAAAGUGUGUGUUUUCUCUGUGGAAUCAGUGGUGUUGGUGUUACGCAGCCCUGGUGUGUUUGCUGAUCUCGCCUGUCAGGACGGAUGACGCGUGUCCGUCAUCCUGCGUCUGUGCCAGAGACUCGGGGACGGUGACCUGCCGUGACGGGGAGGACACCGACAUACCAGGAGACAUCCCCGAAUGGACGUCCAGCUUAAUACUCAGGGGGAGAAACAUUACAACUUUACAGCGCGGUGCGUUCAUGAGCAACGGCACGGAGUUGGAAAUGACGACACUCUCGCUCUCUUACAACGGGAUCCAAGCGAUUGAACCCUACGCCUUCCUGGGACUCCCCCGGCUGCAUUUGCUGGAUCUGAGCCACAACCAGCUGGAAUCUAUCUCAGCCCGGGCUUUCCACGGGUUACUCGAGCUGCGAUCUCUUUACCUGAAUCACUCUAUUUCACCGGCAGCCACGGCGCAGCUCUCCAUGGCGCUGAGCACUCAAAGUUUGCGCUACCUCCACAGGCUGGAGUUGGCGGGAAACUCUUUGACAUCUAUCCCUUUAACAAGAUUAGAUAUCUAUAACCUCCACGCACUGGUGCUGAUUAAUAACUCAAUAGAGAACAUCGUGCGUGAAAACAUCACCAAUUUGUACCAGCAAAGGCGUUUACGCGUGUAUUUGUCUCUGAACCCAUUCCGGUGCACCUGUGAGAUGGAGGCGUUUUAUUACUGGUUGAAGAACUCCUCCCAGUGCCCGGAUGCAGGGCGGCUUGUGUGCAUAGAGCCGGAGUCCAAGAAGGGAAUCCCCGUGGAGAAGCUCCGGGGAGAGGACGUGGAUUGUAUGAAUGAAAACCUCGAGGCUGUUUCUUAUGUGUUUCUGGGGUUAGUCCUGGCUCUGAUCGGGGUGGUGUUCCUCAUGGUGCUUUAUCUCAACCGGGGAGGCAUCAAAAGGUGGCUCAACAACAUUAGAGAGGCGUGCAGAGACCAGAUGGAGGUGUACCAUUACCGCUAUGAGCAGGACUCAGACCCAAGGCUGGCCAAUGUGGCUGUCUGAAACAUGAGGCCAGGCACUGCACGGUGACAGGACAGGGGACGGUGCAAACUGGGGUACUCUGUGAAAACAGGCCGAGAGGACUCCCUGUAACAGUCUCUACCUACAGUUUUUAUACACCAGUUUCACUUUUCAAUGAACUGCAAUAACCCCCUCACUGCAGGAAAAGCACAGAGCCAAAGACAGUAAUACGACUUCAAAGACUCAGUGUUGCACCACUGAACACUUCUGAGCAGUGUUGUUAAUAUUGUACAUAAGUAGCUUUUCAUGCACCAUGUUACCUGUUAGCAUAUCAGCCUAACUUAGUAUUAUUUCUCCUAUUAACCAAGUGACAAAUGUAGGUAGAGAAGGUUUUAAAGGAUAAGGAACACAAGAUGAAUCAAUGGGGUUUCUGAGAGACGCAGCCUCUGUAAAGUGCUGCAAAUGAGUAUUCUACAUUCAUGAAACCCUGCAGGGAGAGCCAGGUAGACAGAGUCUGUUUAUAAUGCACUGAGACAGAGCAUUAUGCAAAGCAUGCAGAGAGAAAAGUGGUAGAGAAGGGGACCUAAAAUGAGAGUAUGUUGCUGUUAGAGUGCCAUGUUUGUUCAAGCAGGCAUCAUUUUUCACCAUGGCACAAAAUACCAACCUUGUUUUUAUGAGCAGUGCUUUGAUCCCUGGAAACAGCACAACUGUGUAUCAUCUGACCCCGGGUCAAUUUAUCUGAAAAAAGGUGGAAAAGAAGAAGAGACAGACUCUAACCAUGCAUGUGAUUGUUGUAGGCGUAGAAAACAAACCAAAACAUGAAUAAAAGGUCAAAGAGAAACAGCAAGUUAGCAAUGUUAUGCAUGUCAGUUCAUUUCAUCAUCACUGUCGGGAAAUGGUCAUGCAGCACCUUGACGGAAAUAUGUAAAAAAGGAAGAAGAAUAUUUUGUUCAUUUGCCAGAGGCUGGUGUGAAGAGGUGAAAAAAAUUCAGUUAUAUUGAAGACGGGAGGCAGUCACAUCAUCACCGCCUCUGGGCUCCACACUGAAAGUCUGGACUAUCAUCAGCUUUUUUAUUAAAGGAGCAAAGAGUGCAAGGCCGGCAGAGGUCCGCACGGAAAGAUGGAACAGGAAAACAUGGCAGUGUUAAUCUUAUCAGCACCACGACUAAUAACGCAUGCAGAAUGACGACAGACCUGCAAAAUCAGUAUCUCUGUAAAGCCUAGUGAUCAGGCGAAUGAAAAGCUGGAAAAGGUAAAUAGAGUAAGAAUGUGUUUUAGAUAAUUAAUUAAUUAACAUUAUGUAUUCACAAUGGAUGGAAACAACUGAAACGCAAAAGGCUAAUACCCCUUAGCAUGCACUUAUACAUUAGAUGAGCAUUGCAUCAACCCAUACAUGCGUUGUUGACUGACAUUUGCAACCAAUGUGCCAUGCACCAAUGUCAGACAUUUUCCAGCGUAAGAGGAGGGGCUUCUAGCAACAACUUACAUCUCAGAGUUUAUUUGAAGAAUUACAAAGAGGUAAUACAAAAAAAUGUUGGUGUUAGAAUUUUUUGCGAUGCAUCGCUAAAAGCUACGCCGGGUCCCAAACUCUGAGCAGAAAUAGGCUUAAAGGUAAACGUCCACAACCUUGUGGACCCAGAUAGUGGGGUAGACUGAGGCAGAACUGCAUAGACAAUUGAAGCAAACUGCACAAAAGGGAGCCAGGAUGAUCUAGCUACCAGCAAUUUACUAAGUAAUAAACCAAUAAUGGUGGAAACAUAUGAUUGAAUGUAAAUUACAUGGAAUAAAAGAACAACUAUAAAACCACUGAGGAUGCAAAGGUUUUUUGUUUAAUCAACAAGUAAUUGGUAAUAAUAGGAAGGUAAUGUAAUUAUUUUCUUUCUCCUCUCAUUGCAAAUUGUCUUUUAAAUGUUUUUUAAGCAAAAUGAUAAGUUAGCUAAAUAGACGCAUUUAUGGUCUUACUAUCCUAAACAAUUGUAAACAGCAGAUAGAUAGAUAGAUAGAUAGAUAGAUAGAUGAAUAGAUAGAUAGAUAGAUAGAUAGAUAGAUAAAUAGAUAGAUGGAUCACACAUUUAUGCGUAGUCACACAUUUAUGCGUUGUCAUUGCGAUUUUCUAUUUUCCACCCUCCAUGAAUGUGUUUCACUGUGUCAGCAGUACAAAAGCUGCCCUUAUAUAACAGUGACAUCAGAUUGUGAGACAUUGUCGCUUGUUAUGUCAGGUCACAACCCAGCAGACCACACUCUGUCAUGUUUUAUAUUGAGAUAGAUGAGGAGAAAAGAGUAGAGUUCAGGGAUGAAAGCAAACCCUUUUGAAGUCGCACUCUUUAUUUAUACUCAGAGAUAAUGGGGAAAAUUUUAGAGCAGAGCUCCUUUUACGAGCUAUACAACAAAGACACUCGUCAGUAUAAUAACAUUGUCACCUUCACUAGCCAGGACAAGAAUUAUGAGUUGGUUCAAGAGAUUACUAUUUCAUUUAUUACCACAGACCCGAACUAUUGGUCAUUUGUUGUUUCAAAGCCAUAGUACAGCUAGAGCUACUGCUAUUAUACUAUAAUACUCUACACGGAUACGUAAACACAUGAAUGAUUGUUGUGGCGUAUAAAGUGGUAAUUAGCAUAUGUCUGGUUCAACUGGUAUGAUACCACUUAACUAGAACGAUGUGUCGCCUGCACAGGCUUGUAGUUUUUAACCAUAGACUGUAUAUAGAAUGGACAGUGUCUGCCUCCUCGCUGGGUGAAGCCACUCCGAGAACAACACACCCUGGUGAUGGCCUGCAGUAUAGGUCAUAGAUCCCGCCUCCGCCAGUCACUCUAUGGGGCUGCGGACAAACUUUACUACAAAAUUUACUACACAAAUUAUAUCAAUUUUUCUCCCCCCUGCUUGCGAUGUUGACAUGUAGUUAUUGUAUGACUGGUUUGUGCUCAAGUCCUAUGGGCGUACGAAGUUUGCAUAGCUCACCCAGGGGAUACGCUGCUUGAGCCGGACGUCACCACAGUGACUCUCGGCAACUCUCCCGCCAAAUGCGUACAAUGCCACUAUGCAAGUGGUGGAGUGCGUAAAAUGCUACUGCACGAUGUUGGUUUCAGAAAGUGGAGAAAAAUCACAGAAAUACCGAGAGCUUUUCGGCUUCAGUUUUGUUUACUGGUGGAAGGCGGAACAAAGUUGUCCAUAGUAUAUACAGUCUAUGUUUUUAACCUAUACUGAGAACCAAAGUCUGGUGGCGCUAGCUCUGCUAAUGUUAGCCACACUUGGCAAACCAUUUUAAAUGGUUUACAUGCAGACUCUGUGAUGGUCAUGUGUUUUGUUGGCAAGACAAGGAAUUGUCCAGUGGUUUUACUCAGUUAGCAUAGGUGCCAUUCUCAAUUCUACAUAUAUCUCUUCUUCUCUUUUUCUUGACUGUAAAAUGCAUCCAGAGCUUCACAGCGCCCUCUCAAGAACAAAAGGUGUAAUUACAUUCCCAGUACAUGAACUAACUUAACAAGCACAGCUUCUUGAAUUUGUAAAGACAACACUAUGUUCAAUAAAAUAUGCUCAGUUUUGAUUGUUUACUAAGUGUUUUCUUACCUUUAGAUUAGUUGGUUGAUUAGUCUGAAUCUGAAUUUCUGUUUAAUUGACUAGAAAAUUAGUCGUCUUGAAAUCCCUACCAAUAUGCAAGAUAUUAACAUAGAUAGCCCUUUGCUCCAAUUGUUUAUCUUAUUAAAACUAUUACAAAGAACGUAUACCUUAAAAAA